This is a messenger RNA of Amborella trichopoda, 918 nucleotides long. Lineage: Eukaryota; Viridiplantae; Streptophyta; Magnoliopsida; Amborellales; Amborellaceae. The record is from RefSeq and is a predicted model, not a curated record.
AUGGGAGUGGGAGGAUAUGGGCCUGUUCUUUCUCAACUGGUUUUUAACUCGUCUGCUGGGGUUAUGUAUAUACUCAUCAAAGCUGCAUUGGAGCAUGGCAUGAAUCGCUAUGUGUUCGUAACUUACAGACAGGCUGCGGCCACUCUCGCCAUUGUCCCACUUGCUUUCUUCCUGGACAGGAUCACACUAGAACAGAUUCUGUAUUUCUCAGGCAUUGAUUACACCACUUCAACUUAUGCUGCCACCACAACGAAUCUCAUCCCUGCAAUCGCCUUUGUCAUGGCUUGUGUCCUGAGAUUGGAGCGUGCAAAUAUCAAGAGCCCUAGGGGUCAAGCAAAGGUCAUUGGCACCAUUAUAUGCGUAGGAGGUGCCAUGAUCAUGACAUUCAUCAAGGGUCCUACUGUUGAAUUCUUUCACUAUCUCAAGACGUCAAAAUCUCUUUCUGAUAUUUUGGGAGCAAAAUCACUCAUUGAUACCAAAAAAAACUUAACCUUGGGCAUAAUUUUGCUCAUAAUAAGUGUUACUUCUUAUUCUGCAUGGAUAAGUUACCAGGCCUGGGUUUUCAAGGAUUGCCCUGCUCAGCUCUCCUUGACUGCACUCAUGUUGCUCGGUGUUUUCUGCUCGGCGAUAGCAUUCUUUAUUCAAAGCUGGUGUAUCAAGAAGAGAGGCCCCAUCUUUGCAGCUGCUUUCUUCCCUUUAAGCUCGGUCAUAACUGCUAUUUUGGAGCCUAUCUUUCUCCAUGUUGAUCUCCAUGUCGGGAGUGCUGUAGGAAUGAUUGUGAUAAUUGUUGGGCUUUAUGCUGUUCUGUGGGGAAAAGCCAAAGAUAGGAAAGGCAGCAUCAAUAUAUUGCCCCAAGAUGAGUUGAGUUCUUUUUCAGUAGGGAAGGAGGGAGGGGAGAGAGAAUCUUACUUUGUGUAG